This is a messenger RNA of Passer domesticus (house sparrow), 1642 nucleotides long. RefSeq names its product serine/threonine-protein kinase pim-1-like. Gene Ontology annotation, biological process: protein autophosphorylation. The transcript is spliced from 7 exons. Gene Ontology annotation, cellular component: cytoplasm. Bases 1 to 1158 code for a protein of 385 amino acids. Gene Ontology annotation, molecular function: ATP binding; protein serine/threonine kinase activity. The record is from RefSeq and is a predicted model, not a curated record. Lineage: Eukaryota; Metazoa; Chordata; Aves; Passeriformes; Passeridae.
AUGGCCGAGGCAUCAGAGCCAGCCAGUGAGGAUUUCAGUAUCUGCACUGAUGAUCUGCGUGAGGGGAUUGAAUCCAGCAUCAGCAAAUUUGCAGAUGACACCAAGCUGGGUCCCGGCCCCGGCCCCGGCCCCGACGCAGGGUCCAGUCCCGACCCCGAGCCCGACCCCGGCUCCUCCCGGGGCCCGCGGAGGACACACGCGGCCCCGCCGCUCCCGCCGCCUCCGCUGCGGCUUGCCCGGCCCGAGCUCCGCCGCUCGGCAGCGCGGCCCCCGGCCCCGCGGCUCCCGGGUCGCGUUGCAAAGAGCGAACGCCGGGGGAUGGCCGGGCCGGGACGGGUCCCGCCCGCAGGGAAGGCGCAGGAGUCUCUGCAGGAGCGGUACCGGCUGGGCUCGCUGCUGGGGCGUGGAGGAUUCGGCAGCGUCUGGUCGGGGACGCGGCUCUCGGACGGCGCCCCGGUGGCCAUCAAAAAGGUGCCACGGAACCGCAUCUGGCACUGGAGCGAGCUGCCCGACGGCACCAGCGCUCCCCUGGAGGUUGUGCUGCUGGACAAGGUGUCCAGUGGCUUCUCCGGUGUGGUCCAACUACUGGAAUGGCUUGAGCUCCCCAGCGACAUUGUGAUGGUGCUGGAGCGGCCAGAGCACUCUCAGGACCUCCUGCAUUUCAUUCAAGCACGGGGGUUCCUGCGCGAGGAGGUGGCGCGGCAGCUGUUCCGGCAGGUGCUGGAGGCCGUGCGGCACUGCACCAGCUGCGGGGUCCUGCACCGCGACAUCAAACCAGAGAACAUCCUGGUUGACCUGGCCACCGGGCAGGCCAAAUUGAUUGACUUUGGCUGUGGCACCUACCUGCAAGAGACAGCCUACACUCACUUUGCAGGAACACCAUCAUACAGCCCCCCGGAAUGGACCCGCUUUGGCUGGUACCAUGGCGAGCCAGCUACCAUCUGGUCCCUGGGCAUCCUGCUACACGAGAUGGUCUGUGGGAAGAUGCCUUUCAGGAGGGGCUGGAACUUCAGCUGGGGCCAGCUCUCGCUGCCACAACGGCUCUCUCCAGACUGCCAAAAUCUGAUUGGGUGGUGUUUAUCCAUGCACCCCUUGGCCAGACCCUCAUUAGAAGACGUGUUCUGUCAUCCUUGGAUGCAGGAUAUUCAUCUGCCCUAGAAGAAGGGAGAGAGCCACAGGCACACUGUGCUGCAGGGCCCUGGUAAGUUACAUCUGCACACAUGCCUUGGCAAUGAGAAGCAAAGGAACCCAGCCUGUGUCACUGCACCAGGGUCAUGGGAUGGGAACAUGCAGCCCUUGUGCUGGAGCUGAGCUGCUCUGCCCAGCCCUGGUGGCCACCAUCCAAGCUGGUUUUGCUUGUACUGGUUCCCUGACAGCUGGGGCCCUGGACAGAACCCUGACAGCCUGGUCUCACCCCAGGGAAGGAGAAGGAGCCCCCAGAGAAGCUGUACCAGGUGGGGCUGCUGCUGCUGGGGACAGCAAGGAUCACAUCAAGGAUGACAGCCUCUUCCUGGACCUGGCCACUGGUAAGCUGAUGGACUUCAAUUCUGGCACCUUCUUCAAAGCCUGGCUGCACAGCAAAUUUACAGAUGAGUCCACAUGCAGGGGGAUGCUCCCAGAUUUGGGUAUUGCACAGCCUGGC